This is a messenger RNA of Dermacentor silvarum, 2519 nucleotides long. RefSeq lists its product as uncharacterized. The transcript has 8 exons. Gene Ontology annotation, cellular component: plasma membrane; nucleus. Bases 13 to 2283 code for a protein of 756 amino acids. Gene Ontology annotation, biological process: negative regulation of apoptotic process; protein processing. The record is from RefSeq and is a predicted model, not a curated record. Gene Ontology annotation, molecular function: cysteine-type endopeptidase inhibitor activity; ubiquitin conjugating enzyme activity; metalloendopeptidase activity. NCBI's taxonomy places the organism in Eukaryota, Metazoa, Arthropoda, Arachnida, Ixodida, Ixodidae.
GGCACUCAUGUCAUGUACCAAUCGCAUUUGUCUCGAUCGCCGCAGCCGCAGAACGUGGCGAUCCGCGAUCAGUCCUCUCCGCGUAUUGUGGCGGCGGUGUGGUGCGUCGGUGCCCUGGUUGGCUUCGUCGCGGGCCUGCUGCCCUUCGCGGUCGUGUCGUACUUGAGGGGAGGCGAAUCCGAGACUUUGCUGCCGCUGCCGCCGCCAGAACGCGACGACGGCAGCGUCUGCUACACCCCCGGAUGCCUGGCCACGGCCGACUACCUCUGGGACGCGCUGAACCCGCUCGUGGAGCCGUGCCGAAACUUCGAGGAACACGUGUGCGGACGCUUCGGCGAGCUCGUCGGCGGGUCUGUCAGCGGGCUCGGGCAAAGCAUCGUGAACAGGGAAUUCGCGCUCGCCUACCUGAGGCUGGGGCUGGUCGCGGAACGCUACGCCCUUACCCGCAGCUCCGGGGCGCGUCACAAGGCCGCCACGCUGCUGCGGGACUGCAGGACCAUCGGCAGCUCUAGGAGGUCUCACCACAACGCGCUGAGGCAGUUCAUGCGCACGCUCGACCUCUUCCUGUUCAACCCGCCACCGAGUGCGCCCACGUCCGCCGACCACGUGCUGGCGCUGCACGUCGAGCUGGCUUACGCCUACGGGCUGAGCGCUGUGCUCAGGAUCCGGCCCAACGUGGCGCACUCUCUUGCCGUUGAAUUCAACGAAGCCCACAUGAAGACGGCGCUGCUCAAGCAACCGGACGCGCAGUACACUAUAAACUUAAUGGUCGUCGCCGGAGUGGCUGAGAGUGUCGAGUUGUUGCAGCUGAAGCAGUCGCUGCACAACGCCAUGGUGGCGGCGGUUGCUGACGCGAUUUCUGCGUACCAUGGCAGUGUCACUGAGACAACACCCAUGGUCGUUAAGAAGGUUGAGGACCUGUCGUUCACUGGCGUCAGCACCAGCGCUUUUGGGGACGCGAUCGAGGCGAAGACUCCGUACGCAAGGAACACCAGCGUGCUGGAAUCGCGCUUUCUCAAGUCCGCGCUGGAGUCGGUGUGGAAGCACAUGGCCGUCCCAAACCUGUUCCUGUGGACCAGCUGGAACGUGCUCGAGCGGGUCGCCCCGUUCGUGGAGCCAUCCCUGACAGGUUCUCCCGGGUCGGCGACCGGACAGGCGUUCGCCUUCUACUGCCUGCAGAUGGUAGCCCACGUCAUGGAACCAGCUUUGGCUGCUCUUGUUUACGUGGUAACGGAUAAGGAUCGGGCCGAGAUCACCGCCAUGGCGAAUGCGAUAGCCAGCUGCCUCAGCAAUAAAAGUCGUUGGCUGUCGGCGUUCUCGACGUCUCCUCCUCUUGUGGUCGGCCUGCCGUCGUACGCAGACAGCGUCGAGCGCCUGGACGCGUUCUACGCGUCGUUCCCGACGCCUCGCGGGUCGUUCUUCGAAGACUGGCUCUCCGCAGCGAAGGCCUGGCGGCAGCGCAUUUCGCCCAACGACUCGCACUUUGACCCGCUCGAUGGUGACGUCGAGGUGGCCGCCGACGGCACGCUGCUCAUUCCCGCGGCCCUGCUCACGGUUCCUUUCUACUCGUCGGACGGGACUGCGGCGGCCAACCUUGGGGGACUCGGCCACCUCAUCGCAAGGCGCCUCGUCAUCAGAUAUUUCGUGGCUGGUGCCGCCAGCGUCCCCGCCGAGUGUCGUCCUCCGCCGGGCUCGCCGACCGCCGGCGUGUUCGAGAACCUCCUGGCCUACGAGUGCGUCGUCGGGUCGGCGUUCGAUGCGAGUAACGCGAGCAGAGAUCCGCGGCUGCCCCGACUCCCGUCUCUGAGCCCAGCCAGGAUGGUCUACACGGCGGGCUGCCUCAAGGUGUGUCUCAGCAUUCUCGGCACAUUUCCCGGACCAGCCUGGAGCCCAGCACAGGGCAUAGGCAGCGUUCUGGUCUCGAUACAAUCGCUGCUCAACGAGCAGCCUUUCUACAACGAGCCAGGUAUGGCACAAGGGGAAUCGCAGAUGGCGUCCCAGGUGUACAACAACAGAGUGCAACACGACACCGUCAGGGUGGCCAUCUGCGACGCAGUGGGAGCCUCACUUCAGAACGAACCCCCCCUGCCCGCGAGACCUGGCGGAGGUCAUCCUGAAGACGUUCGCCGAGUCGUACGACAAGUACGAGCAGAAUGUUCAAUCCCCGAUCCAGAACAAUACUGGCCCGUCAUGGGCUCAGUACCUGGGCCUUAUGACUGCAACCACGUACCAGUACGAUCCACUGUUCACGAGGCUUCAGGAACUCCGCAAGCGGGUGAAUGACAAGAUUGAAGCUCAAGCCGCUGCUCAAGUCGCUGCUAAGUCCCAGCUGAAGCCACUGAUUAGCUGCUGACUGUCCGGAGGGCACGCUCUUGGCUCGCGAAACGAAGCACUCCAAGAAUGCAGAAACAAAAAUUCCAGUACUUAUAUAAAGUCAUUAAGUUAGGUAAGAACAAAUUGCGCAGAAAGCGUACAUAUGUAUCAUGUUCGCGAGAACCUUCCGUAUAAAUUAAAUUCAG